AUGCUCGCCGCGCUGGCUCUGGGCCCCGCCGAUUUCGCCACUCCUGCUUCGAGCCAUUCGUGCACUCAGGAGCUCGCAAGCUGGAUCAACGCUCACGGCGGGCGCGUUCACCUCGGCGCUGCCACCGUGGCCGGCCUGCGAGGCCUGGUUGCUCAGCGAAGCUCGGCCGUGGGAGACGUUCUGCUCGAGGUGCCACUGGAGUGUGUCCUCUCCACCGCCGGCGACGGCGCGCCGCUGCCGGCAGAGCCACCACCGUGGACCGCGUCGCUGCCGUGGAACGUCCAGCUGGCGCUCAGCGCUCUCGAGCGGGAGCGGGACGAGCACUGGCGGCCGUUCCUCCAGAGCUGGCCUGCAGAGUCGCCGGCCCUCCCGCUGCUCCUCGAGCCCGAGGCGCUCUCCGCCGCGCAGGACGACGCGUUCGAGGCCGACGCCGACGCAGCCUGCUUCUGGCUGCAUGAGCAGUACCUCGAGGCGUGCGACGCAGCAGAGGCGGCGGGCCUGGAUGCGCCCGCCGAGCCCGCCUUUCGGCGAGCGCUGCAGCUGGUGUGGAGCCGCUGUCUCCGCCUGCGCGCGGGCCCGCACGGCACACGCAGGCUGCUCGUCCCGAUGGUAGACCUGGCCAACCACGACGGCGUCGCGCCCGCCGCCCUCUUCGCCUUCUCUGCCGCGGGACGCCGCGGCGCGUGCGUGCGCCUCUACGCCGCGCGCCCUCUGGAAAAGGGGGACGAGGUGACAAUCACGUACGGCGACCACCCGAACGCCCACUUUGCGAAGUACUACGGCUUCGUGCCGCGCCACAACCCGCACGACACCGUGUCGGUCGCGCUGCCGCAGCUGCUCGAGCUCUCGGGCGCCGCGCCGCCCUCCGGCGCCUGCUGGGUGGAGACCAGCCAGCGGGCGGCCCAGCUCGCCGCGAGGCUCGACGCGUAUGAGACCUCUGGUCUUGACGACGAGGAGGAGGACGAGGAUGAGGACGAGGAGGACGAGGGGGACGGCGAGGCGGAGGCGGUCGUGAGGGUGGCGGAGGUUGUGGCAGCGGCGCGCCUGCUUCGAGACCUGCGCGGCUCGAUGCUGCAGCUCGCGGUUGCGGGGCCGAGUGGCGCGCCGGCUCGGAUGCGCGCGCUGCAGCGCCCGCCGCCCCUCUACCCGCACCUCGAGGCGCUCCCUCCUGAGGCGCGGUGCGAUCCAGCCUCUUCCGGAGGGUCGAAAGCCCUGGGCGCCGGCGCGCUGCAGUGGAGCACGAUCCUUAUCCGCUGUCAGCGCACGACGCUGUCACUAUCCGCGGUCUGGCUCUUCAGCGGCUGCGUCGGCAAGUGGCUAACACGCGCCGGCAUGAUGGCCCCGCCGGACGUGAAGUAG
This is a messenger RNA of Emiliania huxleyi CCMP1516, 1359 nucleotides long. RefSeq lists its product as hypothetical. Lineage: Eukaryota; Haptophyta; Isochrysidales; Noelaerhabdaceae. Gene Ontology annotation, biological process: peptidyl-lysine monomethylation. The record is from RefSeq and is a predicted model, not a curated record. Gene Ontology annotation, molecular function: protein binding; protein-lysine N-methyltransferase activity. The transcript has 4 exons. The coding region runs from base 1 to 1359 and encodes 452 amino acids.